Neoarthrinium moseri is the source of this 2568-nucleotide messenger RNA. RefSeq lists its product as uncharacterized. Gene Ontology annotation, molecular function: protein phosphatase activator activity. The record is from RefSeq and is a predicted model, not a curated record. The coding region runs from base 1 to 2568 and encodes 855 amino acids. The transcript has 4 exons. NCBI's taxonomy places the organism in Eukaryota, Fungi, Ascomycota, Sordariomycetes, Amphisphaeriales, Apiosporaceae. Gene Ontology annotation, biological process: protein dephosphorylation; DNA damage response. Gene Ontology annotation, cellular component: nucleoplasm; protein phosphatase 4 complex.
AUGGCGGCACAGCCCGUGCCUCAUCCGUCGACGGACAAGAAGCGCGUCAAGGUCUACGAGCUGCGCAACAAUGACUGGUUCGACCGCGGCACCGGCUUCUGCACCGCCGGCCUCCAGGUCACCGAGGAUGGCCAGCGCGAGCCCAGGGUCAUCGUCGAGUCCGAGGACCAGCCCGAUCGCAUCCUGCUCGAGACCAGAGUCGCCAAGGGCGACUCCUUCCACAAGCAGCAGGAGACCUUGAUCGUCUGGACAGAGCCGAGCAAUGGCGUCGACAUGGCCCUCAGCUUCCAGGAGGCCGACGGCUGCACCAUGAUAUGGCGCUUCAUCAACGGUAUCCAGACGCCAUUUCGUGCUAACGGCCAGGGCGACGACAGCCUCUCCGAUGAUAUGGCCAUGGACGUGCCUGCGGCCAUCUCCCUCCCGCCCGUCGCCAUAGGGAGCCUCGCCGAGAUCGAGGGCCAGCUACGCAUGAUGAGCAGCACCGGCAGUGGACGUGACGCGCUCACCAAGUAUGUCAUUAGCGAGCGCAUGAUCGAAAAGCUCUGCCCACUGGUUUCGACGGCAGAGGACCUCGAGAGCCUCAAUGACCUCCAUCGAUUAUGCAACAUCAUGAAGAUCAUAAUCCUCCUCAACGACACAAGCAUCAUCGAGAACGCCGUCUCCGACGAGUGCGUCAUCGGCGUAGUCGGCGCCUUGGAGUAUGACCCAGACUUCCCAAGCCACAAGGCGAAUCACCGCCAAUGGCUAGAGGACACGAGCCGGUAUAAGGAAGUCGUUCGCAUCGAAGAUGCACAAAUCCUCAGAAAGGUCCACCAGACCUACCGCCUGCAAUAUCUCAAAGAUGUCGUAUUAGCGCGUAUUCUUGACGAUAACACCUUCUCAGUACUCAAUUCUUUGAUAUUCUUUAACCAGGUGGAUAUUGUGCAGCACCUACAGGCCAACGCCGCUUUUCUGAUCGAGUUGUUUGACGUAUUCAAAUACCCCGGCCAGGACCCGAAGCGCAAGAAGGAGGCCGUCUUGUUCAUCCAGCAAUGCUGCACCAUUGCCAAAAACCUCCAGCCUCCUGCGCGACAGACGCUCUACAACAACUUCAUUGUCCAUGGCCUUUUGCAGGUGAUUAACUUUGGCCUGCGCCAUAACGACGUCGCUGUUCGGAUCGGCGCUACCGAUAUUAUGGUCUGUAUGAUCGACCAUGAUCCUCAGAUGAUCCGCCAGACAAUAUACAGGCAGAUAAACGAGAAGCAGACACCGCUCACCGACUCCCUCAUCGAUCUACUUCUCGUCGAAGUCGACCUAGGCGUCAAGUCCCAGAUAUCUGAUGCUCUGAAAGUGCUAUUAGAUCAGGGGCCGCCGCCCCAGGACCAGGCCUUCGCCAAGGCCAAUGGAGAAUACGCCGCGCGUGUACAAGCCCGACAGGCCGCCGUGGACCCUCAGCAAGAGCGAUUCUUGGAACUUUUCUACGAGUUCUCGGCCGCCAAGCUGUUCCAACCCCUAAUGGCACUCAAGGAUCGGACGAGCAUGGACUUUUCCGUCCAGCAAGCUUCCAUGUUCACCUAUUUGAUCGAGAUACUCUGCUUCUUCAUCCGGCAGCAUCAUUACCGCUGCAAGCAGUUUGUCAUGACCAAUGAGAUUGUGCUGCGCAUAGCACAGCUUCUGGGGUCUCAAGAGAAGUUCCUGAAACUUGUCGCGAUCAGGUUUUUACGCCAGGUCUUGGCGCUGCCGGAUGAGCAAUGGGUGCAACAUGUAGUAAAGCAGAAUGUCAUUGGUUCGAUACUGGACGUUCUGAUCGGAUCCAUGCCUAGAGACAAUCUGGUGACCUCUGCGUGCCUCGAAGUCUUUGAACAUAUCAAGAAAGAAGGCGUCAAAGAAAUCUUCAAGCAUAUUGUUGAGGACUGUCACGAACAGCUUGACAAAUUGGCCUAUGUCCAGUUGUUCCAACACAUCAGGGCCCGGUACGACCAGACUAGAGGCUUCACUAUAAACAUGGACUUUUUCAUGGAGGGAGAGGACGAUGUAGCCCGGAGACGGAACACGAUCAAUCCACGGAAUGGCGCCCUCAUGGAGCACAUCUCGAUGGAUCCUGCAGAGGAAGAAUACUGGAAUACCUCUGACGACGAAGAGGAUAUGCAGAACAAGGCCGGUCCAGCCUCUGCAAACGGGUCGUCGCCGGCUACAAAACUGGUUGACUAUGCAUCAGAUGAGGACGUUGACGAGAGCAUCGAGGGGGCCGAGGUUGGCGCCGACGCGCAACCCGUCGAAGGCGGCGUGGAGGAAUCUGAACCUAAGACGGAGUCAAGUCCAGUCUCUGCACCGCCGGAGCGCCUGUCCGAAAAACGUCGGAGGGAAGAGGAUGAAGAGGAUGAACUCGGCAAACUCGUCUCACACAAACGACGCAACAGCACAUCGGCAAGUUCGAAUGCCUCGAGUACAUCGGGCAUUCUCAAGAAAAAGAAAAGUAUUACUCACUCGAGAGAUGCUGGAGGUGGCGUACCAAAGAAGAUCUCUAUUAGUUUGUCACCUGCCGUUAAAGCGGGCAGUGGGUCGCCAGGGCAAGAGGACGAGGUGUGA